Messenger RNA from Penicillium subrubescens, 315 nucleotides. RefSeq lists its product as uncharacterized. The record is from RefSeq and is a predicted model, not a curated record. Lineage: Eukaryota; Fungi; Ascomycota; Eurotiomycetes; Eurotiales; Aspergillaceae. The transcript is spliced from 2 exons. Bases 1 to 315 code for a protein of 104 amino acids.
AUGAGGUCGAAGCAGGGAAGGCAGAUGAAUGGGGAUCAACGAGGAGAUGAGAUCAACUUACCGGAACUCGAAGAGACCUUGAUGAGGGUGAAGAAGAAAGGGAGCCACGGAUACGAAGAAGAGCAGAGCCGUGGAGGGGAGAAAGGAGAGGAAGGAUCGGAGAAGGAGGAGGAGACUUUUAUAUUCACCCCCGAGAGCAAUCGAUUAGUCGGCGGCUUCUUGGCCAGAGAUACUGAUGACUCGGUCUCAUGCUCGAAUCGAGUCGCGAGAUUGGCCGAGACAAGGCGCAAGGCAGCGAUUGCACCCGCCUCGUGA